UAACCUCUCGCCGCCGCCAUGCUCUCCGUCCGCGUCCCGCUCGCCACCAUCGUGGACCCCCAGCAGCAGCAGCAGCUCCAGCUCUCGCCCCUCAAGGGGCUCAGCCUGGCGGACAAGGAGAACACGCCCCCGAGUCUCAGCGGGACCCGCGUGCUGGCCAGCAAGACCGCCAGGAGGAUCUUCCAGGAGCCCGCCGAGCCGAAAACUAAGGUGCUUGGCCCCAGCGUGGAGGACGAGCCACUACUGAGAGAAAACCCUCGUCGCUUUGUCAUCUUCCCUAUCGAAUACCAUGAUAUUUGGCAGAUGUAUAAGAAAGCUGAGGCUUCCUUUUGGACAGCUGAAGAGGUGGAUCUUUCCAAGGACAUUCAGCACUGGGAAUCCCUGAAGCCUGAGGAGAGAUACUUUAUAUCCCACGUUCUGGCUUUCUUUGCGGCGAGUGAUGGCAUAGUAAAUGAAAACUUGGUGGAGCGGUUUAGCCAAGAAGUUCAGAUUACAGAAGCCCGCUGUUUCUAUGGCUUCCAAAUUGCCAUGGAAAACAUCCAUUCUGAGAUGUACAGUCUCCUCAUUGACACUUAUAUUAAAGAUUCCAAAGAAAGGGAAUUUCUCUUCAACGCCAUCGAGACAAUGCCUUGUGUAAAGAAGAAGGCAGAUUGGGCCUUGCGUUGGAUUGGGGACAAAGAGGCUACCUACGGAGAACGGGUUGUGGCUUUUGCUGCUGUGGAAGGAAUCUUCUUUUCUGGUUCUUUUGCGUCAAUAUUCUGGCUCAAGAAACGCGGCCUGAUGCCUGGCCUCACGUUUUCCAAUGAACUUAUUAGCAGAGAUGAGGGUUUACACUGUGACUUUGCCUGCCUGAUGUUCAAACACCUGGUCCACAAACCUUCCGAGCAGAGAGUGAGGGAAAUAAUUAUUAAUGCCGUUCGGAUAGAGCAGGAGUUCCUCACGGAGGCCUUGCCUGUGAAGCUCAUUGGGAUGAAUUGCAUGUUAAUGAAGCAGUAUAUUGAGUUCGUGGCAGACCGACUUAUGCUGGAGCUAGGUUUUGGCAAGGUUUUCAGAGUAGAAAAUCCAUUUGACUUUAUGGAGAAUAUUUCACUGGAAGGGAAGACUAACUUCUUUGAGAAGAGAGUAGGCGAGUAUCAGAGGAUGGGAGUGAUGUCAAGUCCAACAGAGAAUUCUUUUACCUUGGAUGCUGACUUCUAAGAGAAAUGAAGAUGUGCUCUUAUUUUGCUGAUUUUUUUUUUUCCCCUUUCUCAUCCAAAAAAAAAAAAAAAAAUCAGCUACUUGAAGUGUAUCAAACCAGCUACACCAUGAAUUAUCCAUAAUGUUCAUUAAUAGUAUUGUUAAAACUGUGUAGCUACCUCAUAAGCAAGCCUGUUGAUUAGUGAUGCUAGUUGUCUCACCUAGAAAGAAGCAUAGACAAAAGCUCCUCGGAUUCUUAGGAAAGACCUUGGCCGUGUUUGGCUUUUGCAGGCAGGCUGGCUGUCCGUGAGUUCACCGUGGCUCUUAGUGGCAGUCAGGGCUCAACAUGUGUGGACCCUGGAGUGAGUCAGAUCCAGCAGGAUUAAUCAGUCAGUUACUCAAAGGCCCUUGGGAGGUCUCAGCCUUGGUGCUUCAAAGCAGAUUUUAAAGUUUACUUACUGAUUUGUAUAUAAAACUGGCACUUUACAUACAAAUAAACAGAGUUUGUACUGUUGAAAUAAAGGCCUGAUUUAACCUAAUUUGGUUUCUAGCCCACAUGCAAAGCCUUCUAUUGACCACUAAUGGGAGCUGGUCUGGAUUUUACUAGGUGGCCAAAGUCCGUCAAACCUGUGCAGAUCAAGCACGUUAUUUCUAUUCUUUAUUUUCUAGAAUGGAUGUGCUCUUUGAUCAACUUCAAAGUCAGCCCUGCACAUACCUAGGUAUUAGCUAGUUGGUGCCACAAAGAGGACAGGUUGUGGUUUGUAUUUUGGAGGCCAGGUGGAGUGUUGUGGAAUGAGAGCGAGGGGAAAGGAGCUUCUGACUUAAAUCACUGGAGCUUGCAGUGUGAUGCAGGCUGUCUGCUGGUCACCUGGGGAUGUGAGAGGGGCAGCAUCCUCUUAUAUUCCCCAACUUCAAGCUCUUAACGAAGAUCUUUAGAUCCUUAGCUAUAGGAUCUGAGAUAAUAUUGUAAAUUGAUUUUCCAAUCAUCCUUGCACAAAAUGCCCCACUGAGGAUCUUGCUCCAAUUAAGUGGCACAACCAGGACUGACGUUGGCUCCCCGAAAAGCUGAGCAUGUAUUCCGAUUUGGUUGAAUUUGUAAGUAGGUACUGUUGCUCUAUUUCAUUUAUAUUUACUACAUGUUUUUUAAAUUAGAACUUUUUUUUUUUUUUUUUUUUACUGUGUAUGUCCUUUUAUAUCUGUGGUUCAUAGUUUGAAAUAAUUGCCCAGUUAGUGCAGUUCAUGAUUGAAGCAGAUAGAAUUCAGUGCAGUUACUUCCAGCAUCUGCCUCAAUCUGAGCAUUUACCUUAUUGGAUUCCUGACCUUCAGGAGAAAACUCGAGUUGCAUGAGCUAUAUUAACACACGCUCUAUUCACAUUGUAAUUUUAGAUUGAUAGUAUAAGAUAAUAAACUUAAUAGGGCUAGUUUGAAUCUACCUGCCUUUGUUUCCCCCUGCCUUCUCCUUUCCACGCUCCGCCCCCCCCCCCCCAAAAAAAAACCCAGCCCAGCCAUGAUGUUAGGUGGAAGGUGGUGGAUGAUACGCACUGAUUCUUUGGCUGCAUUUGUUAACCUGUUGUAUUGUGUUGGCUGAUCACUGGCCUGUUCUAUUGUCAGUUUCUUCAUUUAUUGUAUAAAUUGUCAAAUAGUCAAUUUAACAAUUUCUGUAACAGGGGCUUUCUAUCUUUUAAAUUAUUGUGACCUAAAGUAAAUCCAGAUUAUGUGGUUCUUACACUUGUGCAACACAAAAGUGAAUAAACGUUUUUGCCUCGCGUG
Leptonychotes weddellii (Weddell seal) is the source of this 2946-nucleotide messenger RNA. It is a transcript of the gene RRM2, whose product is annotated as ribonucleotide reductase regulatory subunit M2. Lineage: Eukaryota; Metazoa; Chordata; Mammalia; Carnivora; Phocidae. Gene Ontology annotation, cellular component: cytosol. Gene Ontology annotation, biological process: deoxyribonucleotide biosynthetic process. The record is from RefSeq and is a predicted model, not a curated record. Gene Ontology annotation, molecular function: ribonucleoside-diphosphate reductase activity, thioredoxin disulfide as acceptor.